Nezara viridula (southern green stink bug) is the source of this 1925-nucleotide messenger RNA. NCBI's taxonomy places the organism in Eukaryota, Metazoa, Arthropoda, Insecta, Hemiptera, Pentatomidae. The record is from the annotation of a GenBank genome assembly.
AAAAUUUCUUUAUGAUUUUCAAAAUAUCUUAACAUGCUGCAAUUGUAUUCAAUUAAAUCUUGUUCUUUUUUUUUUUAUCUUCAAAUUUUUUUAAUAAGUUUAAAUGCACUUUUUAAAAAACUGAAAUUAUCAUCAAUUAGGUUUAUAUUAUCGUUAAUAUAUUUAUUAUAUUUAUAAUAUGUCUUCUUUAUUUCAGAGACCAUCACUUCUACUGCUCUUCUUUCCGCUUCUCUUCUCCUCGCAUUCCUCUACAGCAAACAUAACACAAAGCUUUCUAAUACACCUUUUACACCUUACUCAUUUGUUUUGUCUGUAGUGUUUGAGUUUAUUUAUUUAUAUGUUAAAUGAAAAGUUUUUUUUCAGGUUUUUACCUGUAGUGAAAAUUGUUCUAAUAUAUUUUUUUCUUAUUUUAUGUAGGAAUUAUGGGAACAGUUGAAUACAGAAAACCCGAAUGGGUGACUCAUAUGGAAGACAUGCAGGCCAAACUAAGAGGUAAUAGCACUAUUUCUAUUGACUCGCUUGAUGAGCAUGAUUCUUGUCGUGGUGGAUUGACAAGUUCAUCGAAUUGGGAAUCUGUUGCUGACUUGAGUGAAUCUGUAUUUGCCUCUGCUGAAGGUAGCUUUUACCUCUUACCAGCUAUCGAGGAACAAAGUGAGGAAGCAUCUAGUGAAUCAUCACGGUCGGUAGGUCGCUCAAGAUCGCUGCACAAUGUAUCAGCUGGUUUGGAACACCUGGAUGUAAGGCGUAGAACAUUCCCUAGGUCAAAGGUUGAGGCCAAGUAUAAGGAUCUUGGCUAUCCAUUGGAGCCUCGUGAGCUUGAUCCAGAAGCCUUUGACCAGCUCCAUACAGCUGACUCUUCAGAGGAACUUCAGGAAUUUUUGCUCCUUGAGAGCCAGUGCAUGUCACAGGAAACUGGCUUAGCUGCCGCUUUCCUCUCAUCAGAACAACAAGCUGUGCCCACUUUUAUACGAGAAAUAACUGACGAGUAUGUUAAUGAAGAAGAGACUGUGACUUUUAUCAGUCAAUAUGCUGGAAAUCCACAACCAGGUGGCCCUUCUUUACAAGAAAGGAGUGCUGAAGAAACUGAAGAAAAAGUUGUUACAGAGGUAAUAGAAGAGAAAAAAGAAAGGAAGAAAAAGAAGAAGAAACCUGUUGUAACCCAUGAAGACAAACCAAGAGACUCAGUUGAUGUGAGUGAAAUUCAACCGUUAGAGAGUGUCACUACUUUCUCUGAAACAUUAGAAAUGGCCACUGCUAAAAAAAGAGUCGAUGUUCAAGAGUCAGUUGAAGUAACUGCUGUAGCAUCAUGCAAAAAAGUCCCAGAUGACAAAGAAUUUCCCACCGAUGUUCCUGAUGUUGCGGGCAUUGUGGCUCCAAUACAAGAAUCAGUUACUGUCUCAGAAACCACCAGUGCUGAGACUACUGGAGAAUUUUUCUCUGAGACUAGGCAAGAGGAGUUUGCAAACAUUCAAACAAGGACUACUCUGAAAAAGGCUAAAGUUCAAAAGACAACAACUCAGGUUCGUGAAACUGAAGAAAAGAUUGAGAUGGCAAUAACUGAGGACAUGCUUCCAUGGCAAGCACCUCUUCAGGAAUUAGCUCAAGUUGAUGUACUACUUCGUAAAGGAGUCACAGUGCAAGAGGUCGUAACACUAUAUGAAGCUUGGCAAUUCCCAGCCCUGAGAACAGCACCAGCCCAAAGUGCUCUUGUGUCCCUUGUAGAGCGUCAGGGCCACUCUUCUCUCAUAACAGAAAUGGUGACGCAUGAGUCAGUGGACCAGACACUUGCUGGAGUAUUCAAAGCAUUUCUCACUAUGGCGGAAAGAAAAGCAGCCUCAGUAUCCGAGAUCAUACCACUCUUCAAACCUGCUGAUUUCCAGAUUGCUCCUUGGGAGACAACAGCAACAAUGCCGGUUUGUUAUUAA